Molecule: messenger RNA, 2358 nt
Organism: Oppiella nova
Lineage: Eukaryota; Metazoa; Arthropoda; Arachnida; Sarcoptiformes; Oppiidae
Source: the annotation of a GenBank genome assembly
AUGGGAUCGGACCACCAAAACCAACAGGUAAUCUCAGGAUUAUUGAUGACAUACACAAAGAGCCACCACUUUAUUGUUGAUAAUUGGGAUCAACACAAAAGCAAACACAGACUCAGACUGAGCGAGACUGGAGUAUACGUUUGGGGAAUGGGAUCGCACCACCAAAACCAACAGAUAAUGGACAAUAAGGUGGCCGCCGAUGAGGAUGAAGAGCUGUUCGCCAACGAUAUACUGGCGCUAAUCAACGAUGAAUGCGAUGAUAACGUGUCGGACGGAGGCGUCGGUGCCACUGAUGGCCACCAAGACGUGAGUCAAACACUCAAACUCAUUGACGACAGCGAAGACAUAUUUGCGGCCAAAGAGGGGACGAGUGGCUCGUGCGGUGACAACGAGACGAGUGUUCGGCAACUGUUCGGUGAUAUGAGUGAUGACGAAGAGUUAGGGCGCGAGUCGUGUCUCACAAAAGAGGGACAACUGAUCGCCGAUAACCUCAACAGAGAUAACGAGUCGACAAGUGUUUCGUUGUUUGAGACGAAAAGAAGUGGCGAUAAAAACGGCAAAAAUAUUUGGACACAAAAGAAGCCGAAGAACGCGAUGGCGAAGAAACAAACGGAUGACUCGAUUCGCGAUGUCUUCUCCGGCAUUCGUCUCAUAAAUCCGUUGAUAUCAAGCGAUCGGAUGCGGGAACUGAUGAGCGGACGAAAAAUGGUUAAAAUGUCUUUAAUUAAGUCUCACAUAAACCGCAAAACUCAAGACAUUGACGACGAUUGGGUGACCAUCGGAGUGGUGGUCAACAAAGUGGCGCCAAAAGUGAGCAAAAACGGCAAACAGUACUCCAUUUGGAAGUUAAGUGACAUGAAGACCAAGAAUACGGUCUCAUUCUUCCUGUUCGGCGACGUCUACGCCGAGCACUGGAAGCUCACCGUCGGCUCUGUUGUCGGUCUACUGAACGCUAAGAUAAUGUCCGACGACUUCAAGAAGGACUCAAAAUACGGCAAAAGCGAGAUCUGUUCGCUAACUAUCGACAAUUCGGCUAAACUUCUGGUGUUGGGAACGGCCAAAGAUCUGGGCUAUUGUCGCGCCGUUAAGAAGAAUCAAGAGAUUUGCGGCGCUUUAAUCAAUUUGGCUGAAGAGGACUUCUGUGUGUUUCACGUGAGGAACGCCUACAAGAAGUUCGCCUCAAAGAGGGCCGAAAUUCAGUCGUCGUUCUCCAACGUCGAGCCCAAGAAGUACGGACUGAACGCCGCGAACGGCGGUAUGUUUUGCAACGGUUUUGCGGACGGAGAGCGAAAGGAUGGGCCCAUAGUUGAGACCAAAGUCUAUAAGUCGAGUGAUUUGAAGACUAAGAGAGAUAAUGAGUGCAAAACACUGACCAAAGUUAUGAAGAAUCCCAUCUCCAAAGCGGCCAAACAGUUGGCCCUUACAUGCGGUGACGUCAAAGCCAACAAAACCGGGAACUCUUCAGUCAUUUCUGCCAAAGAUGUGUUCAAAUCAAUCAAACGCGAGACCAAUGGUCAGAGUUUGAGUCACUUCUCUGUCCCCGCGUUAGCCAAAGGAUACAAAAGCGGAGAUUUGAUUGAUUUGAGUCACAAUUCAAGCGCUAAAUUGCGAGCCAUUCAGACACUGACUGCGAAACCUAUUGUCGCCAAAGACCCGAAUGACACGAAAAAGAGUCAAAAUAAGAGAGCGUUGGAGAGAAUCAAAGCCCGAAUAGACUCAGAACUGAUCGCUUCGGGAGACACUUCUGAAGUACAAGAAGAAGAAGAGGAGAAAAGAGUGAAGAGAUUGCGAACUCAGUUAAUAAGCGAAGCAUUGGGUCGGAAGUCAGUGAAUGAGAGGGGCGUCGAAGAAGCGGAAGCCAUCUCUCGAGACAAGUAUUUCUCAACACUCGAGAAGAAGGAGAAAAUGGAGACAAAGCUGUCGGAGACGUAUGAAGUGGAGUGCGUUGUCAUCAGUUGCCACUCCUGUCAAUACACGGCUCACUCGGCCUCCGACUUAUGCCGUAAAUCUCGUCACAAACUCGUCAGACAUAAGGCCACCAAACGCUUCUUCAAGUGUAAGAACUGUAAGAAUAGGAGCUAUACUUUCAAUGUAUUGAUUCCGACGAAGCCCUGCUCUAAAUGCGGACAAUUGUCUUACGACAAGACAUCCAUUGUUAACAUCAAAGAAGAGACAACACUUGUGGACAAAAAGCUGCAAAUUCGUGGCGAAGAACUCAAGUUCUUGAAUACAAAUCCAGACACUUGUCUAGUGAUCACGAGUGCCAUCAGUGCCCACACUUGCGAGGAGGAAGUGGUGAAGUGGUUGGGCAACAAUGGCAGACCCGCUGUCACUGUUGAGACAAUACAACGUCAAUAA